Molecule: messenger RNA, 1644 nt
Organism: Zeugodacus cucurbitae (melon fly)
Lineage: Eukaryota; Metazoa; Arthropoda; Insecta; Diptera; Tephritidae
Exons: 1
Coding region: 183-1304 (373 amino acids)
Source: RefSeq, a predicted model, not a curated record
AGGCAGGAUCAUCAAAAUAUAUCCAGGGUUGGACCAACGAGUUCGAGUUGUGGACAUCAAAACUCAACGCGGCUUAAUUUGUAGGCCUAUCACAAAAAUUGUCAUUUUACCCAAUCAAAGUUAACUUAUUCUAUACAUUCACACCUUAAUAAUUUUCUUUUUCAUUCAGGAAAUUAUUCAAUAUGACGACCAUCAAUUGCCCGUUAUGCAUAGAUAAUCAUCUUCUUCGCUGGUGCCCAAAAUUUCGUCAGAUGUCCCCAGAAAUUAGGCUGAGGACAGCCUUAAUUCACCGCUAUUGCAGCAACUGCCUUGCCUCGAACCAUUCAAAGGAUGAAUGCGACAGCGUAAUACGCUGUAAACAUUGCGGCAGCCCUCACCAUACAAUGCUCCAUGCAAUUAGUUCAGAUGCCGAAGAACUAGACGAGGAUGUCGUAGAAUUAACAUGGGCACAGCAAGUCGAGGCAGCGGAAAUGGAAGAGAAUCCGUUCACCAUCGCUACGACGGAUUCGAUGCCUUCUCACCCAUGUCAACCGACGUCAUCAGUCAUUCAACCAAGAGAAAGCUCUGACCAACGAUGCCUCUCCCGCAUACCACACGCCCAGGAUCGAGCCAGACUCGAUUCGUCUCGCCGGCUUCGGCGUGCUGGUAACUUCGAUUCGGAUUGGCGGCAUGGUAACGAUCGACUGAGACUCGAUUCGUCUCAGCGACAUUACCCGGACCCAGCGGAACGCAAUGCGUCCCACCGGCCACCCCGUCCGAAGAGAAGGCGUGGACGAGGUGCUCGACGUCAAGCAGACGCACGCCGUAUCAUCAAGGAUAGGCACGCAACACUACCUUGGCAGCAAAAAUUAGCUCUUUCACCGACCGCCUUAAUCAAGAUACGCACUGCAACCAGGUUCAUCACAGUGCGUGCCAUGAUUAACCCGGUCAGUCCAUCCACUAUCAUUCUCGCCUCCACGAUUUCACGAUUGGGACUCCGCACACAAGCCCGUGGAGACAGCCGAGUGUGCGAUCUUUUAUUUCGGGACAACCAUGGUGGACAGUCCGAAAUCUCCGUAACUGCCCAAAUACAGCGUUACCAAUUACCACCGACGCCAGUAAGGUCUCUGGAAGAACAAACCCUUCAACACUUCCAGAACCUAAGGCUCGCAGACAAUGACUUCUACAAGUCAGCGCCAGUCGAAGUAAUUUUGGGAGCGGACAUCUACUCCCGGCUCAUACUGCCGGGGUUACAACCAGCGACAGUGGGACAACUCGUCGCCCAAAAUACGACACUGGGAUACGUAAUAUCCGGCGUCGUAUAAUACGGACCAAUAAAAUGCACUGGCUACCUACGCCUCUGACAUUUACCAUUUACCCAGGAUCGAGUCAGACUCGAGUCGUCUCACCGACCACGGAAUGAGGUAAUUUCUACGCAGUUUGGUGGCAUGGCAAUGACCGUCUAAGACUCCAUUUGUCUCAGCGGCAUUUCCCGGACCGAACCAGACUCGAUUCGUCUCGUUGGCCACCCCAUCUGCAAGAAAUGCAUCACUUGCCAGAGGAAGUAUAGGAGCCAGUCGCAUGUUAGUUUUAAGUAAUAAUUAAUUAAUUGUAAACUACAUUUAAUAAUUAAUUGUAAACUGCAUUUGCAGUAAUACUGCAAGG